UAGAUAAAUCAUCUAAUUAUGCUUUUAGUUCAAUUUCUUUUUUUUUUUUUUUGAACCAAAGAUGCCGCAAUAGAAUAAAUGUUAGGGGUACGAAUUUGCAAUUAGACAUGGGCCUAUAAGUAAAGUAAAAAGAGUGAUGAGGCUGGACUAAGGGCCUGAAGAACAGGUCUAAUGGCACAUGUUCUGGUCCAAUGUUGUUAGGGACAGUGUUCUGGUUCAAACCAUUUUUGUCCUGGAUCUUCUCUUCUUCUUUUUCUCCAUUCAAUUUCAAAUAGCCGUCCUUCAUUCUCAUCUCUCUCUUCAAUCAAAUAGUAUACAAUCAAAGAGUUUCAAAGCGGUUCUUCAUUUUUCUGAUGUCUAAAAUUGGGUCUCUUUCAUUUUUUAUAAACAACUUUUUAUUUUAGUGCACCAAACAUAUUUUUUAAAAUUUAAAAAUAAAAAUAGAAAACAACAAUAAAAAAAACUAUGUAAAACAACAAUCAAAGGUUUACAUCCUUGGAAGGAAAGGAAACCAUCAGAAACAUUGGAUCGAUGCAUCAGACAGACACUUUGAGGUGUCUCAGACGACUGUCGUGAGAAAUUUUAAUCCAGUCUCAUCAUAUGAUUUCUCUUUAACUUUCCCUUAUUUUUUCAAACUAAAAAAAAAAAAAAUUAGAAAUCCGCAAAAGAAGAAGAGCUAAUGAAAAACCAGUUGAGAAAUCAGAGAACGCGAAGGAAUAAAUUUUUUGCAGCCGUCGUGAUGCCUUCCGUAUCCAACAAUUAUAUAGAUUCCUGACUCUAGGGUUUUUGGUUCAAAUGGCUUCCGUUGGUUUUGGGCUUUUUUUUUGGGGCUGGAUCAUCAGAGUGUUAAGGCCAAGAAAUUUUGACCCAGUACGCCACAUUGAUAAAGGUUGCCAAGCACGGCCCAUCAUCUUGAAUUCUUGAUGAACUCACAUGUUACAGCUUACCAUUAACGGAUUCACUGGGCACUCCCUCUUUUUCCUUGUCGGUCACCCAGUAGACCGCCGGCGAGAAAUUCGGAAGCCGGUCGCCACAAAAUCGUCGGCUUAUAGCAGUUUCUAAUCAAAAUUCUCCAGAAUUGAUCUCUGUGAGAGUUAAAGAGCCAGGCAUGGCUUUCGAUGGAUUCCCUCCUUUCAUUUCAGCUCAGCUCCAUUACCUCAUCAAUCACUUCCCUGACAAAAUCAAGGUUGAGCAAGUGUUGUCUGGUGGCAAAUCCUACACCGGGGGGCUCGAUCGGUUUACAUUGCUGAUUCCAUAUUGCUUAGACCAUAUCAAAUGGGAUGUUAUAUACAAUGCGGAGUUUCCAUUGGCUCCGCCAGAUAUUAUAUUUGGACGGGAAGAUGAGGACUUUCACCCAUUACCCAUGGCUGGCGGUGAAGGAGAGGGGGACUUGAAGUCAAGGACUAAGAACAUUUUGUCUGAUUGGAAGAAUAAAGACCCGACAAGGCUAUUAGCCUUAAUUCUGGAAUUGAGGGAUCAAUAUAUGUCCUACCAGAGGGACCGUGUUGGAGAAGUGGAUGAUGAUAGGUUGAAAUUUGAGAUUAAUACUAUUUGUUCACGAGAGGGAAUUGAAAUGCAUAUUAGUUCAGGUUCUGAAAAGCCAGAAGAGGUCAAAUUUGCUGUGCCUCUAAUGGAUAUGAACAUAAACAAAAUGGUUCUUGGGUGCCCCUGGAGACAUCCACAAAAGAUAUACCUACAGAUAAUAUAUCCUGUUGGAAGAAAGUAUGCAUCUACUCCUUCGGCACCUCGAUUGAAAUUGAUGUCAACUUCUGAGCUGAGAGCUCUGUUUUCUAUUGAUGAUGUUAAGCUUCCUUCAUGGUUGGAUGGAAUGUGCAUGGCUGAAUAUCUUCCUCACCUAGAAGAAUCUCUUGAGAAACAGGUCCUGGAAGCUGUUUCAUUAAUUGACAUAAGAAGACGCUUUAUAGAAGCAUUAGCCCCAUUGUUUGGAAGACCUCUGGAGGCUGAUCCGGUCUUUUGCAGAAAGGCCACGUUUCUUGCUUCUUCUGGAUCCUUUGUAUUCCUGGCACACUUUCUUAUGUCAACUCAGUUUCCUAAGCAGCAGCCAACUCUGAUGCUCCAAAGUUCUCAGCAUAUAUCACCACAAGGAUUUCCAAAAAAGUCACCUUUUCUAACAGAAUAUCCAUGGAGUCCAAGAUGGGAUGUAUCACAAAUGGCCGAGCGGAUAUUCGAUUUCUUGGUGGAAGAGUCUCUGAACUUCAAACGAUUCUGUAACGAGUCUCAACCUCAACACUAGUACGAUACGAGGAUGCUAAAGUUCCAUACGGGUUAUGCUUUACUCAUCCAAGUUGUGUAAAAUUGCCUAAUGGAACAUUUGGUAGUUUUCUUUUGUAUAAUUCUGAAAAUGGUGCCGUUAUGGGUCGUGGUGUUUCUUUUUUGGCCAAAUGGGCUGUGGUGUUAAUGCUAAUUUCGCCCAUUUAUACCCAAA
Molecule: messenger RNA, 2446 nt
Organism: Durio zibethinus
Lineage: Eukaryota; Viridiplantae; Streptophyta; Magnoliopsida; Malvales; Malvaceae
Biological process (GO): double-strand break repair
Cellular component (GO): BRISC complex; BRCA1-A complex
Source: RefSeq, a predicted model, not a curated record